Messenger RNA from Suillus subalutaceus, 1152 nucleotides. RefSeq lists its product as uncharacterized. The transcript has 4 exons. The record is from RefSeq and is a predicted model, not a curated record. Bases 1 to 1152 code for a protein of 383 amino acids. NCBI's taxonomy places the organism in Eukaryota, Fungi, Basidiomycota, Agaricomycetes, Boletales, Suillaceae.
AUGCCGUCUGCGCAUGUGGAUCCUGUGUCCCACGCUGUGGAUAUCAAGACCAACAGCACGUAUGCUGCUACAGUCUUCAUGAUCCCCAGUCAGGUUCCUCACACGUACAGGUACACGGAUGAACUGCAAGACGUCGAGAUCAUCAUUACAUUUCCGAUCGAUGUCGAUUCCGAAGGCUUCAAGUACCAAAUAUCCUCCCGUAUCAUAUUAACGGGGGAGGAACAUCCUUUGUCCCAUGGAUCUCAUGUAGCGAGUGGUCGAGCCGCUUGCAGCGAAGCUCUGCGCAUCAAAAUCGCUGUUGCUGUCCUUGAUGAUCGCCUCGCAGUCUAUAUUGGUGGAACCGACAACAAUCGGAGCCAGUGUUGGUCGCUGCACGUCUUGAGUUGGCAACGACCUAGUCAAGCUGACGACUUAUGUGCGAUCAGUGACGGUAAUCAGUUGUCGGACAUCCGUUUUCUUGUCAAGGAGAAGCUUAUAGCUUUCUCGUCAGAUGGUUAUAUAUACCUCUAUGACACCGAGGACCCAUCAAAGGCGCCGCGGCUUCAUGCAAGAUUUACGCUGCCCAACUAUGGCAGCCUGUGCGGGCCUCGCGGUACCAGUCGACCACUGGAUUUGGACAACAAACCCUGCAGACCGAGUCAUAUCGGUGACAUCGGUUUUUUUUCAUUGAUUUGUAUCAUAUCUGCUCGUAUAUUUUUCAUGGACAUUCCUUCGACAUGGUUUGAUCCGACGUCACAAGAUGGGCGCUUAGUCACUUGGUCAUCCUGGGGUCCACAAAACUGUCGUCUCCUCCCUAAAGAAACGCUCUGCUCAGAAUUCUUUUUUGGAGUGGGAGGAUCUCGUGUUAUAUGGGCGAGUCCCGUCGCUGGUCGAACUGAUUCAUUGCUCCGAUUACACAUGGCCGAUUUCAAUCCCUCGGCCGUGGCGCGUGGCAUCGGCAAGGUAAUCCGCGAACCUACGAUAUCCACAACAGUCCCUCUCUGGCCGGACACGCAGGUAACGACAUACCUCCCACUUGUGGAGGUGGCCUAUGACAGAACUUUCAAUACUCCCGUUUGGGAUAUCACGCUCGACGAGGAGACUAUGGUGGUGUUCACCCAACGCAUGGUCAAGUCUGGGUGGAAAAUGCAGGCUAACGUCUUUGAAAUGUAG